AUGGCCGACCACAAGGCCGCGCGCGACCGUUGCACAGCCUUCUUGAAACAGAAGACCGAGGCCGUCGACCCGCAGGACCUCCCCGUGCUCGACGAGUGUCCGAUUUGCCUCGACAACUAUGUCCUGGAACAGUCCGUACGCAUCAAGAUCGAGGGUUGCAACCACGUCUUCGGUCGGAACUGCCUAACUGCAAUACUUACGAACAACCCACGGCUCGAGAAGAAGUGUCCGCUCUGUCGGACUUUGUGGAUGCGGGCGCCAGCUGGAGCGGUACAACCUCCAGUUCGCACGGCCGUUCUCUCGUUACCCGGGCCACAUGCGCGACGCGGUGUGCUAGAUCCGAUGGCGAUUGCGCGUCUCGCGGAUGAUGAGCGUGCUCGUCACGUGCCCCAACAGCGUGCCACUCCAAAUAUAUGGACACGUUUUUCCAGGGAGACUUUGCUCCCUGAGCGAGAGCGACCGCGUGAGGGCCGGGUGAUCAAUCUUAUCGACAGUGAUGACGACGAAGACCCUCUCGAGAGCUUCAAUUCCAUCACUCACGACAUCAACAAUGUCCGAGAGCGAGCCCGCAACACGCAGGGUUCGCGAAGGCAGCGUAAAGAGCAAAAGAAGAAGGAAUCGGCAGCUCCAAAUUCUGGCAAGGCCACGACCGUCAAGCACGAGAAUGGUGGCGGCGACGAUGCGACAGCCAAUAAUGGCAGCAGCAACAGCCAGCGUCAGCCAGGUCAACCGGAACACCAAGAGCAACACAGUGUGUUCCCCACUACUUUCUGGAAUCCUCGCCCGCGCCCUCGUCCCACGCCGCAAAGCCUCGCAGACCGUAUUCAGCGGAACUGGGGCUUGCCAAAUGGCAACAAGAACGGCAGCCAGAGCGGUAGCCAGAAUGGCAACCAACUCGCAAUUGUGAUCGAAGACGGCAACGAAACAGCCGCCAUGGAUGUCGACAACGACAGAGUUGCCCAGAGCGGCGAGCAGGAUGCGCCCCAACUUCCGCUUCUAGGAGAGUUCUCGCCUGAAGAGAGCACGCGGGUACUUCCCGUUGACUUUGGCUCACCUGAUAUCUUAGAUUCCCGUUCCAGCAGCCUCCGCCAGAAACAGCGAUCUAGGGCUCCUCCAAAUCCCUUCCUGCUCUCACCUAGUCCCGAGAACGAGACCGUCAAGGAUCCCCAUUCUGGCCUCACAACCGCCUCUUUGGGCAGCAAAGCCCAACAGGAGCGGCUCGAUCAGCGCGAGGUGGAGCUGCGUGAGCGAGAGGAACGCUUGAAUACUCAGCAGCGGCAAGUAAAUACCCGAGAGCAAGGUCUUGACGUCCGAGAGGGCAUUAUCACUGCUCGGGAGGGGGCGCUGAUUCAGCGAGAAGAGCGUCUUCGGGAGCGCGAGGUCAUGGUGGGGAGCAACAUAGACUUGCACAUGGUGCGGCAGAGGCAUUUGCGUGAGUUGGAGGUGAUGCUUGCGCGCCAUCGCGAGGAGAUGGGUGAAUAG
Paraphaeosphaeria sporulosa is the source of this 1482-nucleotide messenger RNA. RefSeq lists its product as uncharacterized. Gene Ontology annotation, biological process: protein ubiquitination. NCBI's taxonomy places the organism in Eukaryota, Fungi, Ascomycota, Dothideomycetes, Pleosporales, Didymosphaeriaceae. The record is from RefSeq and is a predicted model, not a curated record. Gene Ontology annotation, molecular function: ubiquitin protein ligase activity. The coding region runs from base 1 to 1482 and encodes 493 amino acids. The transcript has 2 exons.